AUGGGACAAGGCUUCUCACUCACGACGCUCAACGCGGGUUCUGCGGGCAUCGAUGUCCCAGAGCUUUCAGAUCUCACAUACGAAAAGUCUAUGGGAAAUGCGCGGUUUAUGAAGAGCAUACGGGCCCGGCACCAAGAUGGAGUCGUUUUGGUCAAGGCAGUAGUCAAACCAUAUGCCAUGCCGCUGGAGAAAUAUAAGCGCAGUAUCAUCCAGGAAAGAAAAGCUCUGGCAGAUGUGCCUAAUGCGCUCGCCUACCAGCGAAUCGUGGAGACUGAGACGAACGGAUUUCUCGUUCGGCAAUAUCUGUACAGCUCCUUAUACGAUCGCAUGAGCACUCGACCUUUCCUGGAGGAUAUUGAGAAGAAGUGGCUUGCUUUUCAGCUGUUAUGCGGGGUACGAGACUGCCAUGCUCGAGAUAUAUUCCAUGGAGACAUCAAGACGGAGAAUAUAUUGGUCACCUCUUGGAACUGGCUAUACUUGUCAGACUUCUCGUCUUCUUUCAAGCCUACAACUCUGCCAGAGGAUAACCCGGCCGACUUUUCAUACUUCUUCGAUAACGCUGGAAGACGGACUUGUUACCUGGCUCCCGAAAGGUUUCUAGCAGCUGGAGAGAAUCCAGAUCCAAAAUCACAGAUUUCGUGGGCGAUGGAUGUGUUCAGUGCUGGAUGUGUAAUCGCUGAGUUAUUCCUGGAAGUUCCGAUAUUCAACCUGAGCCAGCUGUACAAAUACAAGAGAGGGGAAUACAAUCCAGUCUCAACCAACCUCGAUCGGAUAGCAGACAAGGAUGUACGAGAAAUGAUUGCCCAUAUGAUACAGCUUGAUCCAAAAUCCAGAUAUUCAGCGGAACGUUAUCUUGAUUUUUGGAGGAAGAAGGUCUUUCCGGAUUACUUCUACAGCUUCCUGCACCAAUAUAUGGGGUUGAUAACGGACCCUUCCUCGGGGAGAACGCCAAUAUCAGGAGCUUCGGCCAACCUUGGAGAGGCGGAUGACCGGAUAGACCGUAUUUAUUAUGACUUUGACAAGAUCUCAUACUUCCUGGGAUACGAAAAUGAAAAAAGAGUGGUCGAGAAACCAUCAUACACCGCUAGUCGGCUGAAACUUUUGCCGGUACAUUUGAACAUUCCGAACAAUGAGCACCAAUCGUCCAUUGUUCAUGUGAGGCCAACAGAUGACGGUACCUUGAUAUUCCUGGCUUUAGUCGUAUCAUCGCUUCGAAACACUGCUCGAGCUACAGCCAAGAUUAGGGCCUGCGAUAUUCUGUUAGCAUUCUCCGAGCGCUUAACCGACGAAGCGAAGCUCGACAGAGUGUUACCUUACCUAGUCGCUUUGCUCAAUGACAAAGUUGAUAUCGUCAAAGUCUCAGCGAUACGAACUCUCACUCAACUUAUGGCCCUGGUUACGGUGGUGUCUCCCGUCAACGCGCAUGUAUUUCCGGAAUACAUCCUGCCGCGAAUGCAGGCCUUUCUUCCUGGCUCGCCUUCGGAUCCUGGGCCCUUGGUUCGACAAACGUAUGCAGCAUGUCUAGGCAGCCUUGCAACAUCUGCUUCACGGUUUCUUGAUAUGGUUGCGACACUAAGAGCCGAUGGUGCUCUUCCCACAGCGGACUCGGAGACAGAAGACAGCAAUACCGCCAAGGCACAAAUUCAAGGAUUGUUUGACAAUUCUCGAGCAGAGCUUAUUUUGAUAUUCGAGACUCACACUAAGGCCUUGAUCACAGAUGGCGAUUCUGCUGUGAGGCGCGCCUUCCUUGGGUCUGUCCCCGAAUUGUGCAUGUUCUUUGGAACAGCGGACUCAAACGAUAUCAUUUUGAGUCAUUUGAACACCUACCUCAAUGACCGAAAUUGGGUGCUCAAAUGUGCCUUCUUCGAAACCGUCGUUGGAGUUGCAACUUUUUUGGGUGGUACUAGUCUGGAGGAGUUCAUUCUACCGUUGAUGGUCCAGGCACUGACAGACCCUGAAGAGUUUGUUAUUGCGAGCGUUCUUCGCUCGCUUGCCAGCAUGGCCGAACUAGGUCUCUUCCAACGAUUUAAAACAUGGGAACUUGUCGAUAUCGUGGGAAGAUUCACAAUGCAUCCCAACAUCUGGAUACGCGAGGCCGCCGCAUUGUUCCUGUCAUCCGCUACCAUUUUUCUAUCGGUUGCGGAUACUCAGUGCAUCAUGUAUCCUCUUAUCAGACCGUUCUUGAAAUCUUUCAUAAACGACUUUGCAGAACUGAAUCUUCUUGACAACCUCAAAAAGCCCUUGUCCCGUCCGAUCCUGGAUCUCUCAAUUACCUGGGCGAUGAAAGUUGAUCGAGGGAUCUUCUGGAAACCUGUGCAUCAACUAAGAACAUUCUCUUUCGACUCGAAUAGCUUUGGCCUGACGACAGCCCUGGGCAAGGACUUCGGACACCAGGCUUUGCUGAAGGUGCCGAUGAAUGAAGAAGAUGAGCAAUGGCUAGCGAAAUUGAGAAACAUGGGUCUUGGUCACGACGAUGAUGCCAAAUUACUAUACUUAAGGGAGUAUAUCUGGCGCCUAGCACUUUCCAGGGCACGAGAAAUAACACCGCACCCGGCAUAUCUUAACGAUGUUAUCAAUCUUCGCAACAUUGGGAUCACGCCUCAGACGGUCAUGUUUGAAGAGUCGCCGCAUCUGGACGAGUCUUUGAGACGACUAAAUAGCGGUGCUGAGGGGAGUGACCGAGUGCCACAUACUAUUGCCGAUGCAUUACUUGACGCUUCGAUGACGAUUGGUAAUGACGACGCCAUUUCCCGGCGACGACGUUCUGCGUACAACAACCAUAAAGCUCGUCUCAACAGUCAGGUUGGUACGGUGUCUGCAAAUGGGCGUGGUGCUCGCUCUCCUGUUUCUCCAUCCACUACACCCACGUCUCCCAAAGACAUAGAGCCGAUAUCUUUAGAUGCGACUCGCCAUCGGAAAUCUCUUCAAGGACAAAGUGCUCGAGGAAGCGACGAUGAGAGUUUGGUGCCUGAGACAGGUUCAAGUGUCAAUUCUAGAGAAACUAACCUUGCAAUUCGUCACAAGUCUAGUGCCAUUACUUUGUUGAAUCGCAAGGAUACUACGAAGUCAUUUGCUGAAACGGGUACGACAUCCACGAAUGCUUUCGGGAAAGUUGAAGGGUUUUCUCACCAUCGUAGCGAGUCAUCCGCCCUUGCGCUGGCUAAAGAGAGAGUUAAGCUUGACCCGGACCGACAUCGUUUCAGAGGAUCCCAUACGUAUGCAGGAAAUGAUCCAAGUAUACUCAAAAUGCUAGAUGCGAUAUAUAUUGAUAACUACCCGAAUGAUAUCGCGGAAUUUGGACCAAUGAUUGCCACCUCGAGCAGAAGAAAGAACAUUAACAAGAGCUCCACUCAAGCAAACGAUAGACCUUGGAAGCCGGAAGGAAACUUGGUAGCCACAUUUGCGGAACACACAGGUCCGAUACAUCACAUCGCCGUCGCUCCUGAUCACUUAUUCUUCCUCACUGGUGGUGAUGAUGGCUGUGUGAAAGUCUGGGACACUGGAAGACUGGAACGCAAUAUCACACAUCGGUCCAGGCAAACACACAAGCAUGCUGAUGACGCUCAGAUUACAGCCCUGUGCUUCGUCGAGAAUACGCACUCUUUCGUUAGCUGCGGUAGUGAUGGUAGCAUAAAUGUGGCAAGAGUCGAGUGCGUUCAGGCCAGUGGGACAGUGAGAUAUAGCAAGCUUCGAGUGCUGCGUGACUAUCAAUUGCCUAAAGGCGAAUUGGCAGUCUGGGCCGAUCAUUUCAAGAUAGAAACACACUCCACCCUGAUAGUUGCCACCAAUCGUUCGCGGGUAAUUGCUAUUGAUCUCCGUAACAUGGAGGUUCUGUACACGUUGGACAAUCCGGUUCAUCACGGUACACCUACUUGCUUCGUAGUCGACAAACGACGGCAGUGGUUGCUCUUGGGUACAUCCCACGGAGUUCUUGAUCUCUGGGAUCUCCGAUUCAAGGUGCGACUAAGAGCGUGGGGUAUACCUGGAGCCACCUCUAUCUAUCGCAUGUCUAUGCAUCCUACGAAAGGCCGUGGCAGGUGGGUCUGCGUUGCAGGUGGCAGUGGAAAUGGCGAGAUGACCGUGUGGGAUGUCGAGAAAGUGCAAUGUAGAGAAGUUUAUCGUGCAGGUGGUGGCAGAGAUAGCCCUGAAGGAUAUGAGCCAUGGCCUGUCGACGAAGAUCGUCCGGAGGGCAUGCUCGGUCGAUUCGCAACUGCGCUCGAGCCGAGCGGAUCCAGCAAUUCUGAUCGAGGCAUGCGAGCGAUGGUGGUCGGGACUGACUCCUUUGAUGACAAUCGGGAGGUCAAGUACGGAUUCGUCAUCACCGGAGGGUCUGAUAAGAAGAUUCGUUUCUGGGAUGUGUCUCGUGUGGAGAAUUCCAUGGUUGUCAGUGGGCUUGACGCCGAAGAGCUAAAACCAUCGUUCACCUCGACGCAUCCGACUGCUUCUCUGACGCUCAACACGGAAAGGAUUCCGAGACCUGGGCCAACGGCACCAAACGCUGGAGCAGGCGGGCGGAACUCGAGCUCGACCAAGAUCGUCAGCGGGCGACCGCCUCGGUCAACGGUAAUAUCACUUCAGCAACAACAGCUGCUGAAAUCUCACUUGGACUCGAUUCUCAACAUUGCAUUGUUAGAGUUGCCUUAUGGCAUGGUGGUUUCGGUGGAUCGGUCCGGCGUUGUAUUUGUCUUCCAAUGA
This is a messenger RNA of Drepanopeziza brunnea f. sp. 'multigermtubi' MB_m1, 4695 nucleotides long. RefSeq lists its product as uncharacterized. NCBI's taxonomy places the organism in Eukaryota, Fungi, Ascomycota, Leotiomycetes, Helotiales, Drepanopezizaceae. Gene Ontology annotation, cellular component: phosphatidylinositol 3-kinase complex, class III, type II; phosphatidylinositol 3-kinase complex, class III, type I; late endosome. Gene Ontology annotation, biological process: protein targeting to vacuole; autophagy of peroxisome; late endosome to vacuole transport. The record is from RefSeq and is a predicted model, not a curated record. Gene Ontology annotation, molecular function: protein binding; protein serine/threonine kinase activity; ATP binding.